Messenger RNA from Hordeum vulgare subsp. vulgare (domesticated barley), 1652 nucleotides. RefSeq lists its product as uncharacterized. NCBI's taxonomy places the organism in Eukaryota, Viridiplantae, Streptophyta, Magnoliopsida, Poales, Poaceae. The coding region runs from base 310 to 1440 and encodes 376 amino acids. The record is from RefSeq and is a predicted model, not a curated record. The transcript has 4 exons.
GGAAUCAACAAAUCCAAUUCUAAACAGCUUUGUGCGACGCCUAGGCUUUUGGGUUUUCUCGUUUCUCGGUGGUUUUAGGUUUUAGAUCCGCUAGACCGCCGCCGGCCGCCAGAUCCCCUACUCCGCCCCGCCCCGCCAGCGACCCGGAGCUCCAAGCGCCUCCCCAAACCGCCCGGCCGAGUCCGUCGUCCCCAGCUCGCAGCCGCACAUCACCGUGCGUCUCCUCCACAGCAGAACGCCGGCGGCCGGAUCUGCAGCUUCCUGCCCCUGACCUACCCGUCCUUCUGGCCAGCAUCCUCCCCGACCACGAUGCGCAACGGGGCGGCGUUCUGGAACCAACAUGACACCGAUGUUUUCUGCGAGAUAUGCAAAGAAGAGAUCGACGCGGGCAACACAACGGUCGACGGGUGCCUGAAUGCCCAGGGUUACAGUAACCUCCAGCUCAAAUUCAACGAUAUAACCCAGAGAGGGUAUGUUAAGGAGCAUUUCAAGUAUAGAUGGAACUCGCUCAAGUACCAGUACACGAGGUUCACAAAUCCGCCGGACAACUUAUCUGUGUUGGAAGAACUAUUCGGGAAGGCACAUGUCGGUAAAUUGCUCGACAUCCCCUUAGUAGAGGACUUGGGUGAAGGUGAGCAGGAGACUGCUCGAGUUGGCAUUGGCAGCUCGGACGAGGAUGCUGAACUCACACUAUCUGGCAUGAGGAAACCAAGCUUGGCGAAGUGUAAGGUCUCCUCCCCAGUGGUCCAUGUGUUGACGAUGAAGGAGGGCGAGGACCCGCUUCUGCUGGAGUACAAAAAGGAGAACUUCGGCGAAGACAAGCAGGAGGCUGCUCGAAUUAACAUUGGCAGGUCGGAUGAGGAUGCUGAACUCACACUAUCUUCCAUGAAGAAAACAAAUUUGGGGAAGCGCAAGGUCUCCUCCCCGAUGGGUGAUAUGUUGACAAAGGAGGACAACAAACCACUUCUGCUGGUGUACAAAAAGAAAGACUUAGGUGAAGACAAGGAUGAGGCUACUCAGGUUAGUGUUGACGGCUCAGACGAGGAUGCUGAACUCCCAACAUCUGCCAUGAGGAAAUUGAAACUGGUAAAGCGUGAGGACUCCUCCCCAACGGUUGCUGCUGCGUCGAUGACGGAGGACAAGCACCUGCUUCCAGGGAACUACAAAAAGGCACGCAAUGAUGAUCGUACUGCAACCGCUGAUGCGUUUUCUUGCGAUUCUGGCACGGUCCCGACUAUGAGGGAAGCAGUAAGGCUCAUUCGGGAAUGCGGAGUAUCAGAAGCAACCGACCUCUUCUAUACAGCCACCAGGACCGUUGUCAUGAACCCCGAGUACAGAGAGUUGUUUGCUCUUAUCAGAACAAGAGAAGGGAGGCUCGAUUGGCUCCAGAGGGCGCACGACGAAUACGCCAUGCGUGUACAUCUUUCUGCUAGUAAAUGACAGGGACUCCUGAUUACCAUCUUUGGUCUAGCUAGAUGACACAUGACAGUGACGCAUUAUUACUUCAACGAGGUCUCUGUGACGCAGCACGUGCAAGCGUCUCCAUUGUCUACUACUGAUGCAUGCAUUAUCUAUCUAUCGUCCAAUAUAUUUUUGUCCGUACUCGAUCAGUUCUACAACUUUGGUUGACAAAAUAUAAUCACCUUAAUUUA